This is a messenger RNA of Lingula anatina, 645 nucleotides long. RefSeq lists its product as uncharacterized. Lineage: Eukaryota; Metazoa; Brachiopoda; Lingulata; Lingulida; Lingulidae. The record is from RefSeq and is a predicted model, not a curated record.
AUACCGGAGAAUUAUACCCAGACGGGGACUGUCCAGUAUGUUAUACCAGAGAAUUACCCAGACGGGGACUGUCCAAGGUUAGUGUUUGACCCGCCCGUAUUCCAUCCAGUUAUCAACCCUGAGUCAGGGGAACUCGAUGUCAAAAGAGCUUUUCAGAAGUGGAGGCGAAAUGUGAACCACAUUUGGCAGGUUCUUCUAUAUGCAAGAAAAAUAUUUUACAAAAUUGACACCAAGAACCCCUGGAACCCAGAGGCAGCUGUAUUAUAUGAACAAGAUUUAGACCUAUACAAACAUAAACUAGCAGAAAGUAUAAAACUGUGCAAAGAUAGGUUAUAUGACCCUCCAGAGUCUGAUGACCCCCACGCCAUAAGGUUUAGUGAGUGGGAGCCGUCAGUUCAUGAGAGCACCAGAGAUCAGUUGCUCCGCCCAAAGGUAAAGGAAGGUAAACCCUCUGUGCAGGCUUCUGGCUGUGCUCUGUUUGCUUUGCUAACUCCAACACCACCCUUCUACACUGAAACUCUAAAAGAAAAAUGAUUUAUUCAUUUAAUAUAUAGUAUGUCAGAUACAUGGCAAGAGUUACGGUAGAGGAGCAUAGUUUUUUUGCUGUUUUUAUUUUCACGUGUUGGCAAUGUUUUAGGCUCAGGA